AUGACAAGAAACGCUCCAGACGAGAGAUUGGUCUACCUUGCUUUGAAGAACACUUUCAAAGGAGCUGAUGCGCAAGUACGUAAAGCUAAGAAGGUUCGCGAACUGAUCCAGAAGACGCAACACAAUGUCGACGUUAGGGACCUAGUCCAAGAACACAAUCUCGAUAACGUCUGCAAUGUGGCAAAAGUUCUUCUGGAAAAGCAGAUUUUUGAGUCUACUUUAAAGGCCAAAAUUCGGUUCCCAGAAGUGUUCGAGAUUUCUCCUGCGCAAAGUGCUGAGCGCUCAGCUUCAGAGGCAGAAGCUGCGAAAUCCGAGGUAGAUGCCAUUAGGUCCGCAGCAGCGGGCCAGAACAGCGGCAAACUUCCAGAAAGCAGUCGCGAUGUCCGCUUAACCGAUAAUAAGGAGCCACCUGCUUGUUCAUCUUCCCGAGUCGAUAGCACAAUCCCGGAAGCGCUCGUCUCCUUAUGCAGCUACGAAUGUCCCUUCUCUCUACCCUGUUUACUUGCCAUACUGUACCACACACAACAUCAGCUACUUGUCAAAGUGCAGGGACUUCUCGAGAAUGCCUGUUAUGAGUUUGGAUUACGCAACAUGAAAGAGACUAUUGAACGCGAAGGCUGGGACUGUCCAGAAUGUAUUGAGUUGAAUAUAUGGGCCCGAAUUCUUCUUUCCAAUCAGGAUAGGUUUCCGCAGGUAGAUAUGGAAGGAUUGGGAAAACCGUUCCCCGAGCUUCUCGACUCGAUAAGUCGCCUCCGGCACACGGCAGUACAUCGACUUCGGAUCAGUGCGCAUGGGCUUGAAGAGUUCCUAAUUGACGCGGAGACCGUAGCGCGGUUGCUCCAAGAUGACCGCUGCACCAAGUGGUUGACCCGACUCCGGAGAGAAACACACCUCACCAUUGAAGAACUGAAGCGGAAUAAGGAUCUUCUAGAAUCGAAGCUCAAUUCAAAACUCAAACAGAUCUUAGAUCAGAGGGCAGAAUUGGAUCGACUUGAACAUCUAGCUAUGGAAGAGAUGUUGAGAGAGGACAAAGACUAUCAGAUUUUGGCCGGAGAUAACUUGGACGGAGUCAUUCAGUCUUCGGAUACCGCAAUACACAGUUCUGCACCUACAGAAAUAGAGUUGAGGUUCGAAAGUGACCCCGAAGAUGAUCUCACACCUAAUACUUCUGACCGCCAGGUCUUCAAGCCAAACAAGAACCUGCAGGCUGCUGGAGACUGA
Rhinocladiella mackenziei CBS 650.93 is the source of this 1221-nucleotide messenger RNA. RefSeq lists its product as uncharacterized. Bases 1 to 1221 code for a protein of 406 amino acids. Lineage: Eukaryota; Fungi; Ascomycota; Eurotiomycetes; Chaetothyriales; Herpotrichiellaceae. The transcript has 2 exons. The record is from RefSeq and is a predicted model, not a curated record.